AUGCAGUUCUCUUACCGCCUCGAUAGCACCUCGCUCUUCUACUCUACGUAUACCGACACUACCAUCAGAUCUCGGCCCGGUAGCCGAAGGAUUACCGCCGUCAAAUCCGCUGACUGCGUUACCGCUUGCUCCGCCUCGAGGUCACUCCGCACCCAGAGCAUGCUCCGGAUCGGCCAGCCGGUCUCGUGUAUCGUCGUCAGUAUCAUUGUCACCCAACUGCUGUGGCUUAUUGAGCUCGUAAUUACCCUGUCGUUUAUCCUCCUUGCGUACGGAAUCCUGCGCGGCACCAUGAACGGCAGUAUGAGCGACAGUAUGAGCGACUCUACCGCCGGUGACGGCAUCUUGUGCUCGAUGUCGGACCAAAAGGGAUAA
Molecule: messenger RNA, 372 nt
Organism: Hirsutella rhossiliensis
Lineage: Eukaryota; Fungi; Ascomycota; Sordariomycetes; Hypocreales; Ophiocordycipitaceae
Exons: 1
Coding region: 1-372 (123 amino acids)
Source: RefSeq, a predicted model, not a curated record